Molecule: messenger RNA, 596 nt
Organism: Galdieria sulphuraria
Lineage: Eukaryota; Rhodophyta; Bangiophyceae; Galdieriales; Galdieriaceae
Exons: 5
Coding region: 16-462 (148 amino acids)
Biological process (GO): vacuolar protein processing
Cellular component (GO): intracellular membrane-bounded organelle
Source: RefSeq, a predicted model, not a curated record
CGACUGCUUUAUCAAAUGGAUCAUGAAAAUGGAAGGAUUGUGAAUUGUCUUUGUGGAAUUGGAAAAGUAAUGGCACAAAACUCUGCCCGAAAUACUUUGAAAGGCAACCAGUCACGUCUGAGAUACCUACGCAACUUGAUUCUGGGUUCCAAUGUUUCCUACAUCUUCUUGCGAAUGGUCCUUCGAAGGAAUUCUUAUACGGUUGUGCAGUUUUUACUAUGGUUAAUUUCAGUUCUAUUGUCGGCUUCUUGUUUCUUUUUCCUUUAUGAUGCUGCAAAGCCAACUUAUGAUAGAGGAACCUUAAUUGAUGGCGGUUAUGACAUAUCGAAAAAGGGUUGGAUGGAAUACUGUCACGACAUAAUAUAUGUUUGUUGCUUCUCAACUAUAUUAGCCAUAUUUUCAAAAAAGUUUUGGUUCACUUUGUUAUUGGUAUGUUUCUUGGUAGAGAAAAAUUUUGCCUGACAACUUUAUAGAUACCCACUUACGGCUUGUAUUCAGUUAUAUGCUUGUUUAUAUCUCCUACAAAUCCAGUUUCCUCCUCCAAGGUUGUAGUGAAUGUAUUCUUCGCUUAUUUCUAUAAACUUUUUUUCAUAGAA